GCAGGCGCCUGAGCGGGUGUGUCUGGAGUGGGGGCGGGCAGAUCCCUGAAGGUGGCAAUUUCCCGGGCCCACGGCGCCGGGGAACAGGUGGAGAGGCCGGGCUGGCCCGGGCUUCGGCCUCAAGCGUCGGGAAAUGGCUGCGGGGGGCAGGCUGGAAGAUGGUUCCUUGGAUCCAUCCCAAAGUGUUGAAGAUGACCCCCUUCUGGACACCCAGCAUCUUUCACAUUAUUCCUUACAUGCUCAUUUUAGACCCAGAUUCCAUCCUCUUCCUACGGUCAUUAUAGCAAACCUUCUCCUGUUAAUACAUGUUGUGUUUGUUAUUUUAGCAUUUGUAACAGGUGUGCUUUGUUCUUACCCUGAUCCAAAUGAGGACAAGUGCCCAGGAAACUACACCAACCCACUGAAAGUUCAGACGGUCAUAAUCCUUGGAAAAGUUAUUUUGUGGAUUCUGCAUUUCCUUCUUGAGCGCUACAUUCAGCAUCACCACAGCAAAGUAAGAAACCGAGGCUAUCACAUGAUCUACCGAUCAACAAGGCAUCUUAAAAGACUUGCAUUAAUGAUACACUCCACUGGCAGCACAGCUCUCCUCCUCACACUGUGCAUACAGCAUUCCUUCCCAGAGCCCAGCAGGUUGUAUCUUGACCUCAUUCUGGCCAUCCUGGCCCUGGAACUGAUCUGUUCCCUGACGUGUCUGCUCAUCUACACAGUGAAGAUUCGAAAAUUUAAUAAAGCCAAACCACAGCCUGAUAUACUUGAAGAAGAAAAAGUCCACGCUUACCCUAGCAAUAUUACUUCAGAGACUGGAUUCAGGACUAUUUCAAGUUUAGAAGAAAUUAUUGAAAAGCAAGGAGACAUAAUAGUAUACCUGAAGAGACACAAUGCACUGUUGAGUAAGCGGUUGUUGGCUUUCACUUCCUCGGACCUAGGCUCUCAUUCAAAUCGAAUGUGAGAGUUCAAGGUCAAGACAGCAAUUGCAGAGUGAUCCAGGCUAAUACAAGACUGACCACCUGACAAACUGUCAUAGAAAAUGGCAGCUUUUGCCGAGUGACAUUUUACCACUCUUGUAGAGUACCUGAAUUUGGUUCUCACCUGUGUGGCUAUUUAAUAUGUAGAGCUGUGGAUUAUGUGAUGGUGAUUUGUCAAGCCUUGAUAUCUCAAGAAUGUCUGUUUUACACAUUUUGAAA
Messenger RNA from Myotis daubentonii (Daubenton's bat), 1184 nucleotides. It is a transcript of the gene TMEM192, whose product is annotated as transmembrane protein 192. Gene Ontology annotation, cellular component: lysosomal membrane; late endosome. The record is from RefSeq and is a predicted model, not a curated record. NCBI's taxonomy places the organism in Eukaryota, Metazoa, Chordata, Mammalia, Chiroptera, Vespertilionidae.